This is a messenger RNA of Lemur catta (Ring-tailed lemur), 1093 nucleotides long. It is a transcript of the gene TNFRSF6B, whose product is annotated as TNF receptor superfamily member 6b. The coding region runs from base 127 to 1041 and encodes 304 amino acids. The transcript is spliced from 3 exons. The record is from RefSeq and is a predicted model, not a curated record. NCBI's taxonomy places the organism in Eukaryota, Metazoa, Chordata, Mammalia, Primates, Lemuridae. Gene Ontology annotation, molecular function: protein binding.
CGGGGCCGGCCCGCGCUCGGGGCCCAUCUCCGAGAAGGCUGGGGGUCGGGGAGGCGGCGCGUUGGUGGGCUGGGCCGUAUCCCCGUGUUCGCGCUGAGCCUCACUCUCCCUGCUCCAGCGAAGGCCAUGAGGGUGCACGAGAGACUGGGCCUGUCCCUGCUGCGCCCCCCGUGGGCACUGCCCUCCCUGCUGCUGGCGCUGGCUGCGCGCGGGGCGGCGGAUACACCCACCUACCCGUGGCGCGACGUGGAGACGCGAGAGUGGCUGGCGUGCGCCCAGUGCCCCCCAGGCACCUUCGUGCAGCAGCCGUGCCGCCGGGACAGCCCCACGGCGUGCGGCGCGUGCCCGCCACGCCACUACACGCAGUUCUGGAACUACCUGGAGCGCUGCCGCUACUGCAACGUCCUCUGCGGGGAGCGCGAGGAGGAGGCGCGGCCGUGCGGCGCCACCCACAACCGCGCCUGCCGCUGCCGCCCCGGCUUCUUCGCGCACGCUGGCUUCUGCCUGGAGCACGCGCCGUGUCCGCCCGGCGCCGGCGUGACCGCUCUGGGUACCCCCGGCCAGAACACACAGUGCCAGCCGUGUCCUCCCGGCACCUUCUCCGCCAGCAGCUCCAGCUCAGAGCACUGCCAGCCCCACCGCAACUGCACGGCCCUGGGCCUCGCCCUCAACGUGCCGGGCUCCCCCUCCCACGACGCCCUGUGCACCAGCUGCACUGGCUUCCCGCGCCGCGGGGAGGGGCCGGGUGAGCCAGGGACUGAAGAGUGUGAGCGCGCUGUCAUCGACUUCGUAGUUUUCCAAGACAUCUCCUCCAAGAGGCUGCAGCGGCUGCAGCAGGCCCUCGCGGGCCCGGCGGGAUGGGACCCGUCGCUGCUGAGGGGCGGCCGCGCAGCCCUGCAGGAGAAGCUGCGGCAGCAGCUCACGGAGCUGCAAGGAGUGCGGGACGGGGCGCUGCUGGCACGGCUGCUGCAGGCGCUGCGAGCAGCCCGGCUGCCGGGGCUGGAACGGAGCGUCCGCGCCCGCUUCCUCCCUGCGCACUGAGUGCCGCCCUCACCCCCUUAUUUAUCCUACAGCCGGCCGAGUCUGGGUCCGC